Molecule: messenger RNA, 585 nt
Organism: Aspergillus welwitschiae
Lineage: Eukaryota; Fungi; Ascomycota; Eurotiomycetes; Eurotiales; Aspergillaceae
Exons: 4
Coding region: 1-585 (194 amino acids)
Source: RefSeq, a predicted model, not a curated record
AUGGCCGACGAUUUCCUUCACACUCAAGCCACCGCGUUGAGCCUCCUAUACUCCCAAUAUGAGUGGGAAGGGAUCACCCAUCCCUGGGGUUCUGCUUUUUCGGUCAACCCUGAUUUACCACUACUACGAACGUGGGAUGGGGCUUCUGGUAGCCAGCCCAGCGAAAGCGGCAGAAUGUUAACAAGGCUCCCUCGUGGGCGCCUGGACACCUCAAGAGCUCGAAAGACGAAGAAUAAACGAGGCAAUCAAACAAUCGCGGUGUUGAAUCCAAAUGUACGGAUUGAUAAAGGCCUUCCUGUUCUGAAUAUGGUAGACGAAAUGCGUUAUUAUGGAGUCCCCGACCCCUACGGGAGAGCGAAUAAUUACUACAAGAAUCACUACAUCUGUUUAUGGGAAUUACUCAAAGCCGAUUGUUGGUAUGAGCAAGUUAUCUUGCCCGCUUCCAAGGAGCAUAAUGACCGGUACAAUGCUCAUAACAAGGCAUUCAAAUCUGCAGUGAGACUGAAGAAUAUGGAGCUUGCUUUGGGGACGAAUCUGACUCCUCUGAUGAAGUUGAAGAAAACAACGCAAUGGAUGACGCGCUGA